Astrephomene gubernaculifera is the source of this 5376-nucleotide messenger RNA. The record is from the annotation of a GenBank genome assembly. Lineage: Eukaryota; Viridiplantae; Chlorophyta; Chlorophyceae; Chlamydomonadales; Astrephomenaceae.
AACCGCUUUGCUCUGCAUACACCAGUUGUUAUCUUUAGACACAUUGCACUGUCAGCAAUAGCUAUGCCUUCUAGGUCUAUGUCUUACUUACUUGUGAACCUUGCCCUAUUGCGCCACCAGAAUUCGUAACUCUAAACGCUAUAUAUACUUACGAUUACUUGGUGAUAAGGAUACACCGUUCCAGAGCACUCUGGUAGCGUUCACCUUAUCGAAGCUCCGCCGUGGACCGGUUGGCUCUGUCACCGCUUAGUGCGCUUUGUAAGGUGGCCACCGAUCUCGUUUUUAUAUAUUAUAGUAUUUAGGAGCUUGCGCUUGGACGGCACACUUUUCAGGCUUGAGAACCUUUAUCUGGGCCAGAGGAACGCGUCAUUCUUACAGCUAUUUGAUUCGUUCGGAAUUCGGAUCACCGAGUCUGGUGUUUUGGAGAAACACUAGCAGCGGCUAGCCUCCCUACCAGGGCAUGGGCGACACGACGGCCGGUGUGGAUGAGGCCGUCGCGCCAUGCCUCAGAAGUUGAGGCCUGGCGAAUCAGGCCGAGUUUGGACCCCCCUAUAGUAGCAGCAUCAGCAGCAACAGUAACAGAGUCCCCUGGUUUGCGGGAGGCACACUCCACACCACGGCUGACCACUGCCAGCAACCCUAGCACUUCCUCUCAAGCCCGGCCCCCAACAGCUGCAGCGGCCUCCUCAGCAGGCCCAGCAGCAGCAGCCGCAACCGCAGCAACGACGGCAACCGCCAACUGCCAUGCAGCUCCACACCACCACCGGUGUAACCGCCGCCGGUAUCGCAACCGUCGGCGGCACCUCCAGCGGCGGCGGCUACACUGACGGAGGCGGCGGCGGCGGAGGCGGCGGGCUCCUGCCGGCGGUUGGAAACUUCCGCCGCAGCACUGGCGGCUAUGUUGCCAACCCAGAUGCAGCCGCCGCCGGCAGCGGCGCUGUCAGCGCCGGCGGUGCCGUCAACGGCUCCACCGCCCGUGACUCCUCCUUCCUCCGCCGCUCCGCCGCCACCACCUCUGGUGCCGUCACCAGCUACAGCGGGGGCGCGUCAGGUGGUGGCGGCGGCGGCGGCGUGCUGCCCGCACCCCCCGCCGGCACCCUGGGGCGCAUGAUCGGCGCACCCAGUCCCUCCGUGGGCGGGGCUGUUAUGAGCCCGCGGGCGGGGUCCGCCUGGGCCGGCGGGGGAGCCGCCGGCGGGGGGGCAGCAGGAGGCAUGCUGGGUGGCGCCGGCGGGCCGCGCAGCGCCCCCCCGAGUGCUGGGGGUGCACUGGGCAUGGGCGGGGGGGCACGAGGUGUUGGUGGGGUGGGCGCGGCGGGACUGGGGGGCGUUGGCGGCGGCAAUCGGCCGGGCAGUCGGCCGACUGCGAAGGAUGUGGGGCCGCCGCCGCGAAAGGUGGCGGCGGUGGAGAACAUUGGUGAAGCGCUGGGGCGGUUCUUCCAGGAGAGCAUGGAGCUGGCGCCCAAGCCGCCCCCGCGCCCGCCCUCCACCACCAGCAGCGAGGAGGAGGACCCGGGGCCGCCCUCCAGCGACGACGAGGUGACGCAGGAGGAGCUGGACGUGCUGCAGAAGCUGUACCUGGUCAUGCCCAACCUAGAGUCACCGGGCCGAGGCGCCCUGCCUCCCAGCGCCACCCCCCUCAACCCCCUCGCCAGCCCCACAACCCUCAGCGCCCUCGCCAACCGCCUGGGCAGCACCUCCUCAUCCAUUGCCAGCGUCGCCGCCGCCGCCACCGCUGCCGCCAACAGGCCUGACUCGCCCAUGGUAGGCAUUGCUGGCGGUCCGGCAGGACGGGUGCCGCCGCUAGCAGGCCUGCUACGGCCGCUUGGCGGCAGUGCUGGCGGCGCCGGCAGCGGCUCCUUGGCCGCUCUCGCCGCCGCCGGGGCUGCCGCCGCUGGCGGCGGCGGCGGCGGCGUCUCCUCCGCCCGACAAACCGUCAGCAGCGCCGGUUCCGCUUCCAGCGUUCCGACAGCUGGCGGCGGCGGCCCCACCGCCGCGGCGGCGGCGGCCAAGCGCAAGGCCAUGACGCUAGGGGGCCGCGGCCGCGGCGGUGCCGCAUCUACCGCCGCGGCGCCGCCGCUGUUCCUGCCCUCUAAGGCCGUACUUGCCUUUCACCAACGCGCGCUAGGGAUCACGGUGCCGCUGGGAAAUGGCGUGCCGGUUCCCAUGCAGGGCCCGGGGAUCACCGGCGGCGGCACCGCCAGUACCGGCGGCAGCGGCGCUGUCGUCACCGGCGUCACCGCCUCCGCCGGCGGCGGCGGCGGCGGCGGACUUAACCUGGGACAAGCCUCGGACGUGCAGCUCACAAGCGCCUACGUGAACCGCGACGCGGACUUUCUCAUGCUGCAGCAAAUGGUGGCGGCAGCGAUGGCGGCGGGGCAGAGUCGCCCGGUAACGGCCGUCGUCAGCGGCGCCGCGGCGAUAUCCCGCCAGGCUAGCGGCUGGGGCUCCCCAGCACCUGCGGCCAUGGCGCCGACGCCUAACCGCCGCAGCGGCGCCGCGCGGCGAGCCCCGGCGGCGGCGACGUCGUCGUCGAAAAAGGCCGCUGGCGGCAAGAAGAAGGCGCCGCCGGAGCCGCCGACGCUGCAGCCGCGGCCUGCCGUACCCGUACAUUUGCAGCACCUUGUACGGCCCGGCAGCGCCUCCGUCGGAGCGCUCAUGGGGCUGCACCAGCCGGCGGGAAUCGACCCCGCUAUCAUCUCCGCUGUGGUUUCAGGGGAGCAGGUGGACCCGGUGAGGGGACUAGGAGGUGCUGCGGCGGCGGCAGCCGCCGCCGCCGAAGGCGGCACCGGCGGCGCCGGCACGGGCCCAUCCGGAGCUCCAGCCAUGCGGCCCUCGACGCCGCAGCGGCCGGGGUCGCCGCUGAGGCCGCCGUCAGCGGCGGCGCCGUCAUCGGCCAGAGGUCCUUCCUCGUUGCGGCCGUCGGCUGCGAGUACGGGCAGCAGGCUGUCCGGCGCCUCCGUCGGCGCGGGGGCGGCGGCGGGCGGCAACGCCAGCACCGGCCGCAGCGCUGGCGGCGGGGGUAGCGCUGGCGGCGGCAGCCGAGCCGCCUCGCCGUCAACCCGCGGUCCCGGCGGAGGCGUGACGCUGCCGGCCGCCCGGCCACUUAGCGGCAGCGUCGCCGCACCGUUUGGUCGUACCUUGCCGCUGGCAACAGGCUACCGCAGCGCCGGCGGGCGCCCCUCCACCGCCCCCUCUACCGGCUGGGCCGCUGCCCGGCUGGAGCGGCUGCGCGGCGUGGCUGCCACCAAGGCGGCUGCUCGCGCCUCCAUGUCGCCGCUGCGGGCCUCCCUGGCGGCGCCCAUCAGCGGGAUGAGGUCGACUCGGGUGUAUAAGCCGCUCAGCGAGGCGGAGUUCGGGGUGUUCAACCGCUCCAUGGAUGCAGCUCUGCUGCCCCUCACCCGCGCAGCAGCCAAGCUAGGGACCUACGGAGAGGCGCUGCCGCCCACCAACCUCUUCUCCACCCUCUCUGCCGGUGGUGCGCCGCCGCCGCUACCCGCCAAGUCCGCCGGCGGCGCUGCUGCCGCCUCCGCUGGGGGAGCCUUCGCCGGUGGGUCUGUUUCCGCCGGCGGCGCCUUCUUUCCCAUCCCGCGUUCCUCCGCCGCCGUGGCGGCGGCGGCGGUGGCGGCGGCGGUGUCCGCGUCAUCAGUCGUGGCGGCGUCGACGCCGGCAGUGGUGUCGCCGCCGCCGAUUGACGGCGCCAGCGGCGGCGGCGGCGGCGCCAACUCCGGCGGUACGGCGGCAGCGGCGGAGGGUGCGGCCAACGGUGGCGGUGGUGGCGGCGGUGACGACACCAGCCCCCGUCGCAAGCUGCGUCGGAAGAACCUGGGGGGGUGGGACUGGCCGCCGGGUCAGGGCUCCCCGAGCACCUACAACCUGCUGGAGGAGACACGUGGCGCCAUGGCAGUCGCCAUGGCGGGUGCGGAGGUGGACGAGACGGGUCACAGCGGCCCCUUCGACCGCGUGGGCGAGGUGGGGCGGCUGAUGCGGCGCUUCCGCAAGCAGGACGUCACCACCGCCUUCAACCUCAGCCAUGCGGUGAAUGGGGUGGACCAGGUGGUGGCCUUAGUAGACAUACUGGCCCACCCCGACCUAGCCGCCGUGUCCGAGCUCCUGCUGGCCGGCAACGCACUCACCGACGAGGCAUUCGCGCCACUGGGUGUACGACUCGCCUCGCCCGAGUGCGGCGCGUUACGGCAGCUGGACCUGUCGUACAACUGCUUAACCGCCGCCAGCGUUGAGCUGCUGCUGCCGCUGAUGAAGGACGAGGUGGCGGCCAUGAGCAAGGCCCAGCGCAUCCGCCGCGGUCUGGACUCCCGCCCGCUGCACGGCGUGCUCACCCGACUGGUGCUGGACGGUAACCCCAUCGGCGACGCGGGUGCGGAGCUGCUGUGUGAUGCGGCCGCCUCCGACUACACGCAGCUGGCGGAGCUGAGGCUUAGCAGAUGCGGGCUGGGGGAGCGGGGGGCGGCGGCGGCGGGGAGGCUGCUGGAGAACAGCAGUGCCAUCAAGGUGCUGGACCUGUCCUGGAACACGCUGGGCCGGCGGGGCGGCCAGGCGCUGGGCGAGGGGCUGCGCAGCGCCUCCUCCAUCCAGCAGCUCUACGUGGCGUGGACGGGCAUCACGGAUGUGGGCGCCAGCCACAUUGCAAAGGCGCUCAAGUCCAAUGCCACACUGCAGGUCCUGGACCUGUCCGGUGACUCAGUGAGCGGCGACACCAGCCUGGUGCUGCUGGACAGUCUGGCGGAGAACGGCAGCCUGGCUCACCUCAUCCUGCGGGACAACCCGGUGGGGGUGGUGGCGGCGAGGAAGCUGCUCAAGGCGCUGCAUGGGGGGGCGCUGGAGUCGGUCGACCUGCUGGGUUGUUCCUUCGGCGGCAUGGGCGGCAGUACGGUUGUGUGGGACCCGCACGACCCGGACGGGGUGUACGACCUGGACCUGGAGGUGCCGGCACACUAUCAGGUGGCGGUGGAGCUGGUGGGGCUGUCCGCGCACAUGGGCCUCCGCAGCUGGCGGGCAGCCACCCUCAACGGCCGCCCAUUCAGACUCAACAGCACGUCCAAGCAGCAGCUCCCCCUCCGCGGCCGCCUCCAUGUGGAGUUUGUGUCCUGCACCCCGCUGGUCCGCGACGACCGCCCCCUCUCCGACGCCGAGGUGCGGUCCAUGUGGUUUUCCAUCGCCGACCCGGAGGGGAUGCACACCCCGGUCGGACCCAUGAUCAUAAACCCGCAUGACACCACCAGCAGCUCUACUAGCGGGGGAGGAGCAGCAGCGGCGGGAGGUGCAGGAACAGGCAGCACCAGUCGGAAGAUCCGAGCGGUCGCGAGUAAGACGGCGGCGGGAGCGCGAGCCGCCGCGCGGGGUCGUGGCGGCGCGGGG